UUCCUCUGCACCGUCAACACAGCAACAGCGGAAAAAGUUCCACCAUGGACCCCGGACUCCGGCUCCCACACACCGCAGCGGUCCUCUGUCUCCUCGUCCUCCUCGCCCUAGUUCCCCCGGCGGAGGCCUACGACGCGGGCGACGCGCUGGCCCUGCUCCUGGGCAGCGUGCUGGCCGGGGUGGGCUGCUGCGCCGGCCUGGGCUGGUACGCGCGGAGGCGGAACGGCCAGCUGUGACGGAGCCCGGUCCCGUUACCAUCCAGCCUCCCCCCCUCCCUCCCCGGGUAGAUCUCCCACCCUGGACCCCUCCGGCACAAGGUGUGUGUCCGAGCGGAUGAUAACAAAACGUGCCUUAGUGGGAUCAAUGCGUCGAGCUGGAGGGGAGACCCCGUGGAUGGAGGAGGAAGAGGAAGAGGAGAGAAACAUCCAGGAAGUCCCAAACCAGGAACUACUUCUUCUUCUCGUCUUGCACUGCUGCUAUACGGCCCUUAAAACACUGAUGCCUUCUAUAUGACAAGAAAAAGACUGCUGCAGUCACUAUAUAUCCCCCUGAGGAUGCUUUGAUACACACAUGAAGUGACCACUGUGAUCUCCUGAUGUGUGUGUGUGUGUGUGUGUUUGCUGUGUUCAACACAACAUUGUCAGUGUUUGAAGCACAACAUCACACGUGUUGUUAAAUGACAGCAGUAGUGGAGUUGCUGUUGCUUUUUUUGUGCUCGUGAAACUUUUUUUUCGUGAAGAAUAAACAGAUAUAUCUGAUAUAUGAA
Messenger RNA from Limanda limanda (common dab), 766 nucleotides. RefSeq names its product small integral membrane protein 30-like. The record is from RefSeq and is a predicted model, not a curated record. Bases 45 to 236 code for a protein of 63 amino acids. The transcript has a single exon. Lineage: Eukaryota; Metazoa; Chordata; Actinopteri; Pleuronectiformes; Pleuronectidae.